UGCAUGGUAGUUAUCAACAUAGACAAGGGGUAUUAUGGUAAAUCACUCCUUUCCCUCUCCACCGAUCCUCCAACUAUAAAGGCCUUCCUCCGAUUUACCUCCUCGACGUUUGUUUCUUUUAUCUCUGAUGUCAACGAAUUUCGCUUUCAAAUUUCAUCAGCGAAGAGAUUGAGUUCAUACACAAUGCGAGGCCAUGCUUGGAUCAAUACCAUUCUUCCUGAUGAGCUGAUCAUUGAGAUCUUCCGGUGCCUUGACUCCAAGCUGAGUCGCGAUGCUUGUUCUCUCGUCUGCAAGCGUUGGCUCAAACUCGAGCGACUCAGCCGAACCACUCUACGAAUUGGCGCAACUGGUAGUCCCGAGCUCUUUGUUCAGCUCCUUGCUCGCCGUUUCGUCAAUAUCAGAAAUGUCCACAUUGACGAACGCCUGGCGAUUUCUCUCCCCCUUCAUUCAGGAAGAAGACGUCGCAAUGAAGUCAUGUGCUUGCCAUUUAACUCACACCAUGCAACUGAUAAUACUGGGGCUGAAGGUGCGCUGGAGUCUUCUUAUCUGUCAGAUGCUGGGCUAAUUGCUCUCUCCGUAGGUUUUCCAAACCUGGAGAAACUGAGCUUAAUUUGGUGCUCUAACAUUUCAAGUCAGGGUUUAACAUCCCUUGCUGAGAAGUGUAGGUUUUUGAAGUCGCUGGAUCUACAGGGUUGCUAUGUUGGGGACCAAGGUGUUGCUGCAGUUGGGGAAUUCUGUAAACAACUUGAAGAUGUAAAUUUGCGUUUUUGUGAAGGGUUGACUGAUACUGGUUUGGUUGAAUUAGCACGUGGUUGUGGGAAAUCAUUGAAAACAUUUGGUAUUACAGCCUGUGCCAAAAUAACGGAUGUCUCAUUAGAAGCUGUGGGUAUGCACUGCAAAUAUCUGGAGUCUAUGUCACUAGAUUCGGAAAUUAUCCACAACAAAGGAGUGCUUUCUGUAGCCCAAGGAUGCCCACUUUUGAAAGUCUUGAAGCUACAGUGUACAAAUGUCACAGAUGAAGCUUUGGUAGCUGUAGGCUCCUUAUGUCCUUCACUGGAAUUAUUGGCUUUAUACAGUUUUCAAGAAUUUACCGACAAGGGACUACGUGCCAUUGGAGUAGGCUGCAAGAAGUUAAAAAAUCUCACUCUAAGUGAUUGCUAUUUCCUGAGCGAUAUAGGCUUGGAUGCAGUUGCAGCUGGUUGUAAAGGACUAACACAUCUUGAAGUUAACGGCUGCCACAACAUUGGAUCCUUGGGACUAGAAGCCAUCGGAAAAUCUUGCCACCAGCUAACUGAAUUGGCUUUGCUGUACUGCCAAAAGAUUGUUAACUCUGGUCUUCUUGGAAUUGGUCAAAGUUGCAAGUUCUUACAAGCACUCCACUUGGUAGAUUGCUCGAGAAUUGGAGAUGAAGCGAUAUGUGGCAUAGCAAAAGGAUGCAGAAAUUUGAAGAAACUCCAUAUUCGUCGAUGUUAUGAGAUUGGGGAUGCAGGAAUUGUAGCUAUUGGCGAGAAUUGCAAAUUCCUCACAGAUUUGAGCCUCAGAUUUUGUGACAGGGUUGGUGAUGAGGGGCUGAUUGCCAUUGGCAAGGGUUGUUCCCUUCAGCAGCUGAAUGUUAGUGGGUGCCAUCGCAUCGGUGAUGCGGGACUUGUAGCCAUUGCUAGAGGUUGUCCUCAAUUGAGUUACUUGGACGUGAGCGUUCUCGAGAACUUGGGGGAUAUGGCAAUGGCCGAGUUAGGGGAAGGCUGCCCUUUGCUUAAGGACAUAGUACUGUCUCACUGUCACCAGAUAACCGAUGCUGGUUUAAUGCAUUUAGUGAAGAGAUGCACCAUGCUUGAAUCCUGUCAAAUGGUCUAUUGUCCUGGCAUCACCGCAGCUGGCGUCGCCACUGUCGUUUCCAGCUGCCCAAGCGUAAAGAAAAUUCUGGUCGAGAAAUGGAAGGUGAGCGAGCGAACAAAAAGACGUGCAGGCUCGGUUAUUUCCUACCUUUGCGUCGACCUCUAGUUUGCAUUUUCGAGUUGUGUUUGUCAUAGUAAGGUCACGUUACACGAUAUCUUAUUCUGGUGAAUCAAUCUGAAUCUGUUAUGGUUUCACUUCUCAGUUGCAUAAGCAGUUUCGAGUUGAAUCUUUUGUUGAAAUUGUAUUAU
Cucurbita pepo subsp. pepo (vegetable marrow) is the source of this 2144-nucleotide messenger RNA. RefSeq lists its product as uncharacterized. Gene Ontology annotation, molecular function: protein binding. Lineage: Eukaryota; Viridiplantae; Streptophyta; Magnoliopsida; Cucurbitales; Cucurbitaceae. Gene Ontology annotation, cellular component: SCF ubiquitin ligase complex. The record is from RefSeq and is a predicted model, not a curated record. Gene Ontology annotation, biological process: SCF-dependent proteasomal ubiquitin-dependent protein catabolic process.